This is a messenger RNA of Penicillium crustosum, 1110 nucleotides long. RefSeq lists its product as uncharacterized. The transcript is spliced from 6 exons. Bases 1 to 1110 code for a protein of 369 amino acids. Lineage: Eukaryota; Fungi; Ascomycota; Eurotiomycetes; Eurotiales; Aspergillaceae. The record is from RefSeq and is a predicted model, not a curated record.
AUGACUCUCCGUGGUAAGGGUCCAACGUUGGUUGGAGUACUUUGGUUUGAAACAAUCUUGUGUAUGAUUGUACUUGCACUGCGAAUUUAUACACGGACUGUGAUCCGCCGCAGUACUGGUUGGGAUGACUUGUUGCUUAUUUUCACUUGGGUGUUGAUGGUUGCCUUUGCAGCCCUCUGUACAGCAUCCGCACAUCAUGGUAUGGGUGUGCACGCAGGUGAACUUGGCAUCGAGGAUACUACUCAAGGAAUGUUACUGCUCUUGAUUGGGCAAAGUGUUAUAGCAAUUUCAAUGGGGUUGAGCAAGUGCGCUGUCGCUGCUUUCUUAAUGCGGAUUGUUGUCAAAAAAUGUAUCCUGUUGGCUAUUACUGUUUUUGCACAAUGCACACCAGUUCAGUCGAUCUGGGACUCCCGUGUUCCGAGUAAUGGCUGUUCUUUGAAUCUCACGAUCAUGGCCACAAUUAUGUGUGCAUGGUCCGCUGUCCUUGACUUUGUUCUCGCUCUCUUCCCAUGGGUAGCCCUGUGGAACUUGAACAUGAAGAAGAAGGAGAAAUACACCAUUUGCCUCUCAUUAAGUUUGGGUAUAUUCGCCGGAAUUUGCGGCAUAAUCCGAACAACAGGUCUCGACGCUUUAACUCAAUCAACCGACUAUCUCUAUGCAACGACCGACUCGGUGAUGUGGACCAUGUCUGAACUUACCACCACCAUUGUUUGUGUCAGCAUCCCCGCCCUUCGACCUCUCUACCGCUCCAUCCGCGGCAACCUCUCAUCCAACGACGCCUCAAACUACAACGAUCUCCCUCCCUAUGGAAAAAGCAGUGGUGGACGCAGCGGUGGAUGCAGCGCAAGACCGACCUUUGCCAUGGAUACAGUGAUAACGACUACCGUGCAUGGCAAAGAUGUUGACAGCGAGUCUAGGGAUAGUGGGAGGAAUGAAGGGCACGGAGAGGAUACAGAUACGAGACGUAUUUUGCAACAUCCAUCUCCUCACUCAACUGGUAUCUAUCAAGUUAAUGAGGUGACGGUAUCUUAUGAGGAUCGAAGGCCCGGUGAUGUGACGUCCGGCGAUAACAUGCCUUCUAUCCCUGUUAAAGCCAGGCAGCAUAUUUGA